CUACUAAGACAUUUUAUAACGCAUGUCAAAUUAAUAGCAAAAGUUUUGUGACAUAGAUGGCGUUCUAUUUGGUCAGAACAAAUAACACUGUCAUGAACCAUGGAACUUUAGUCAAUCUGUGGCGUGUACUCUACACAAAGAAAUAAUGUUAGCCUUGACGUCAGAUAUGUGAGGUUAACCUAUACUUGAUCAGUCAAAAUUUUAGUGUAAAAAUAUACUGUUACAAUUGAAAAAGUAUUACUCAAAAUGAAUUUGGAAAUAUAAGAUAUAAUAAUAGUUUAAAGAAAAUAUGGAUAAGGCUACCACUGCACUUCAUCUUAUUAUUGAAAGUGGAUUUCGAGUCGGUUUUUGGAUAAUAUUUUUAUGGUUAGAUAAACUGAGUCCAGUGGUAAGACAUAUCGACGAAGAUGAAUUAUGGAUGUACCGUUAUCCUUCUGUCGAUAGUUAUUUUCCUAAAAGAUAUUUAUAUAUGACAAUGGUGUGUGUCCCGAUGAUUAUUUAUAUAGGGCAUUGGUUAUUGGCUCGAAAAAAUCGUACAACAAUUCCAGAAAUAAUACAGAGUGUUUACGGUUUAACUUUAGCUUAUUGUUUGAAUGGAAUCAUCACUUGUGUGUUGAAAUUGAGCGUCGGCAGACCAAGGCCUAAUUUUUAUUUUAGAUGCUUUCCAGAAGGUUAUGGCACCGAUAUAGACAAUUGUGAUGGUGAAUAUCACGGACAAAUGGACGGAAGAAAAAGUUUUCCGAGUGCUCAUGCUUCUUUCAUUUUCACAUGCAUGAUAUACAUGAUUUUAUAUAUAAAUACUCGUUUAGAUUUGAAAAGACCACGAUUUUGUAAAGGGAUCAUUAUAUCGAUGAUGACUACGCUGUUUUUGUUCGCUUCGGUAGUAGCGGCUAGUAGAACAGCUGAUUAUCAUCAUCAUUUCUCAGAUGUGAUAUCAGGAGCUCUAAUUGGUUCCGCAAUUGCAUAUAUUGUCCAAGGUUGUUAUUCUUCGACUGACGAAAUUUUGCAAGAAAACCUAUUAAGAAUUGUUAAACCCGAUCACGAAUAAAUUACGCUCAAAUAAAUUUUUUAAACAUUUACAA
Molecule: messenger RNA, 1082 nt
Organism: Diorhabda carinulata
Lineage: Eukaryota; Metazoa; Arthropoda; Insecta; Coleoptera; Chrysomelidae
Product: phospholipid phosphatase 5
Exons: 4
Coding region: 290-1048 (252 amino acids)
Biological process (GO): phospholipid metabolic process
Molecular function (GO): phosphatidate phosphatase activity
Source: RefSeq, a predicted model, not a curated record